Molecule: messenger RNA, 4121 nt
Organism: Branchiostoma floridae (Florida lancelet)
Lineage: Eukaryota; Metazoa; Chordata; Leptocardii; Amphioxiformes; Branchiostomatidae
Biological process (GO): mitochondrial electron transport, NADH to ubiquinone
Molecular function (GO): NADH dehydrogenase activity
Source: RefSeq, a predicted model, not a curated record
ACGUUACCUUCUUGCAACACUUUUAAAAAUGAAUCUUAGGAAUCAAGGUAUAUGGGCGAAAACAUAAUCUUCUUACAAUCCAAGCUCAAGUACAUAUGGGGCAUGUGUAAGGUGUGUAAGGUUUCUGCGCACACCCCUUAAUACGAUUAUGAAUGGUACGGUCCCGAGAAUGUAAUCGCAGGCCGGGUAAGGUGAACCAUUCGGAGACACCGGUGACCAAUUAGGUUGGGCUAUACGUGGGGCUUGCCUGAUUUAAUUAUCUCCGUGUGUGUAUCUGUGGGUUACCCCCACCUUGGUAUUCCACUUGACUGUGUUGCGGCAGGUGGUGUCUGUACGCCGUGUCUACGUGCGGGCCGUGCCGUGUCACCUUGGCUACGGGCGAACGUAGAUCACACACAGGGGCGUUCGCUGCACGACCGACCGCACAAAUUAAGGACGGACAUUACAACUGACCUUUAAGGGAGCCUGACCUUCACAAUUUAAAGGAGCCACCAGAGAGAAAGGGCACCAUGGCACGGACAGGUCCCGUCUGCUUAUGCGUCAUGCUGGUUACCAUGGUGAUGAUCUUGAUGACGUCACACGGUCGAAAUGCGGAUGCGGUUUCCAUUGUAAAGAAAAAUGACGACAGUCCCAAAGAGCGAGGACAGGGGAGGAGCUCAACACUUCCAGCCGUCUUCAAACAGAAAAGAGUUCACCGAAAACACUGGCAGGCCUUUGACCAGGCGAUAUCCAAUGCCAUAGACGGAACUUCAGACGGAAAGACGCAUGUUGGCAGCCACCUGAUGCAGAUAUGUGCACAGACAACAUGUGCGAACAAAUACAAGAAGGUAUCAAAGCAGGACAGACAACUUCAGAUGGGCUCAUCACAUUAUGGGGAGACACCUGUGGGGAGCCGUGUGACAACACUCCUCCUGAUGUCAUCAUGGAUGGGAAGCACUAUGAGAUUCGGCGGCCCAAAGACGUGGAGAGAAUCAUCCAGGACGUACGGAUGGGACGCGACCCGGCAGCCCGCCCGCGAUGGCUCGUCAACCACAGCUCGCUGUCUGAGGCUUUGUAAAAAACUGCAUGUUUAUAAGGGCACAACAAGCUGAUUGAUUUGUGUGAAGGAUCAUUUGUAAAUAGAGAUUAUUAACAUAAUAGAAGCUUUACACGUUAUUUCUGUAAAGAAAGUAAAGUAUUUACAGACAAGCUUUUGAUCAGUCCUCUGGUACUUCUAAAGUUGAAAUGACCCAAAGCCUUUGAUCCAUUGCUGAUGUCAUGCUUCCAUCCAGGUCAUGUGACAUAGUCUGUGGGUCAUUCAAACUUGAGAAGGAUUGGAGAACUUAAAUCUAAAGCUUGUAGGUAAUAAGCAAUUUACUUUGUGUACAGAAAUACUGUGUAAAGCAACUGUUACUAAUGAGUUUGAUAAGUUUGAUCUUGGAUUCAACUGGUAUUUCUGAGCUGUAAAGUCAUAAAUUUUGCUCAGUUUUAUGAAGUGAUAGUAGUCAGAUUUCCUUCUAACUCAUGCUUACUAUACUCUACUUCUACUUUAAUAUGUUUGAGAACCAAGUGAAGUAUAUGUCACCAUAGAAACAUAUCAAAUCAUUCUAAAGAAAACUGCAAUAUAUUACCAUAUAGAAGUGUAUGUGUGUGAAUUACUGCAGGGAUAUCAAAUUACACAAGAUGUAUCAUACCAUACUGUUGAAAUAUACAAAUUUACAUUGUAGAAAAAUAGCAUUAUACUCAAGAAACAUAUGAAAUUACUUAGUACACAGAUGUUUCAAUUACAUGUACUGUAUACACCCCUUGGCAAUUGUUGUAAAUUGUUCACAGGGAUUUUGCAAAGGAGGCACUUGCGGCAUUUUAGCUUUAUAGUUGAAAAAUUGCAGCAGUGCACUAGUAAGGCCUAGAAAAAAUGUUUCUGGUUACCUUUCCAACCCUAACAAAAACCUGACUUCAGCCUUUUUUGGGGUGUACGGCUAGACAGGGGCAUUAAGUGUCCAAUCUGAAAUCUGAGCUCAGUAUGAUGAAUUUUGAAACAGAAUUUUUAUUUUGCAUUAUAAACAGUUAGACCUUUAAAAAGUUUAGUUAAGUGUUGUUAACAUUGCAUUUCCUUUCUCAGUUUAUAUUACUUGUCCUUGUACAAUGUAUAACUACAAAAAGUAUUUGAAAAGUACCAGUUCCUGGUGCAUUACAUUUUCACACUGUUAAACUGUACUUGUUUAGGCACAUUGGCAGAAAAAAAGAGAAUCCCAAGGCCAUAAUCUGAAACACAACAUUAAUUUUCCUAGGCCUUAGAAAGCACUUGCUGAUUGAUUACUAACCUAACACUGGUGACACUUUAGAUUUGGAAUGACACUUGGAUGUACGGAAAUCUAAAGAUACAAAGAGCCAUGCUUGUGUGAUGGUGUAUUCAGCACUAGGGACAGAUACAUGUAAAUACUAAACAACAGCUUAUUCUGGAAGAAAAAUGUUAUCAUCUGUGCUAGUGGGUUAGUUUUCUAAAUGACCAACUAAUAUUCAUCAUCAUCAUUAUCAUUAGUCAUCCUUAUGAUGAGGUGGAACAAGUGAUGUUUGAAGAAUAUUAAGACUUCAAAAAUGAAAAUAGAUGUCAAAAUGCCAAUUAUAUAAAUAUUUCAAACUGUAAUGCCACCAGCACACAUACUUAACUGCAACCUAAAUUCAAAUGCUAGCCUAAAAGUUGCUGCAUUGUUACCUGCUAAGAAAUUGUCGCUAUCUAAGUGUUUAGUCAAAUGCACUUUAUGCUGGUAUCUUUUUAGUUUCAAUGUUGGAAUAAAAAGUAUUUCUCUCUAGUCAAUCAGCUAUGUAUUUAUUUACUUAAAAGUUCAUCUGUGUUGGUAGAAGUCAUUCAGGAUCAGAGCUGACCUGCAAUUUCCAAUUUUUGGACUGUCCAACAUUUCUCCAGUCUUUGUCAAGUAAUGAACAAUCCCCUGCUUGUAAUGACAGAUGAUGAUCACAGAUGAAUGCUUGGUGAGCAGUGAUCAUAAGUUGUAGUCUAUUACAUCCGGUAUAUCUCUUUUGAGGGAUAGUCGAAAUUUUUUUUGUUGGAAAUUAGUUCAGCUUUGAUAUAGCUUUGAUAUAUUUUCUGUUCUGAUUCUUCUGAUACAGUUGAUAACUGUUGUAAGUCAGAACUGAAAACCAUUGCAAAAAAUUCAAAUGUACAGUACUUAAAGCUAUUUUCCAGUGUGCACUUGUGUGUAAAAUUAAUCUUUGCAAAGAUGUUUAACUAAAUCUUUAUGAUGUUUUAAAGAUAGAUAAAAAAAGAAGUAUUCUAUUCAGUAAUCACUUGUUGUUACGUGUAAUUCUUUCAUAGACAAUAGCAUGACAAUCUGUAGUUGUGUUGUUCAUCUUGUUUUAUUCAGACAUGACUUUGUACAUCUUCAAUAGCAAACCAGUUUACAAAAUCCAAGUAGCAAACAAAUUUAGGAAAAUAGCUCAUCAGAUACCCACUACACAUUACAUCAUUCUGAGACCUCACAGAUCAUAGACAUUACAGCUACAUCUAAGGGUAGCAAAAAUUGGAGAUUAUCAAGAAAGUUACUCUACAUAAUUAUUGGCACUUAAUCUCAUGGAAUGAAACAUAGGGAACUUCCACACAUGUUGUAGUGUGUGUCAAAUAAUCUCAACUUUUUUUCUCUCUUAAUUAAAUCAUGACAGGUGACCAAUGACCAUUAAGGAUUCUAGAUAGUGUCACCUUCUCAGCGUACUCAAUGCAAGAAACUAUUCAAUAAAAAUAGGUGCUUUGAAAAAUUUAGAACUUUGAUUUCUCCGAAAAGUCUAACGUUCCACUUGAGUUCACUGAAAGUACAUGCAUGAUUGUGUACUUAAAAUUUGAGCACAUAAUUAUAAAACAAAAAACGGAUAUUUGCAGUGCUUAGACCUGGCUCACAAUAUAAACUGAAAUAUAUUGAGGGCAUCUGACAUUGAGCAUUUUGUUAAAUCUUAAGCUUGUCAGAUUGCAACAAUACCUCCAAAAAAAUCUUUCCUUGCAUUUGCCAUACUUCCACAUUCAAAUGAGAGUUUUCAAAAAUAAAAUACAACCCUAAUGGUGUAAAAAUGACUAAACCAGUUUACUCAUUGACUUCUGAGUCAUACCAGAGAUUUUCUUUUCAAAAUAUUUA